UAUAAGAGAUUGCGGUGGAGCGUUUAUGUUCCAUUGCACGACGGGAAUGAUUCUGUUUUGUUCGCAUGCUUAGAACUUAAGAAAAAUGGCGGACUUCGACGUUCAAGAGCAGAUCAAAGAGCUGCGUGGCUCCGGAGAUGAUAGAAGUGACAGAAAUUCAAGGGAUGACAGGGGGGAUAAGAGAAGAAACCGAAGGAGGUCUAGGAGUAGAUCAAGAAGUCCAAGGAGAAACCGAAGUAGAAGUAAGGAAAGACCAAGAAGACGCAGUAGAAGCAGAGGUAGAAGAAGCAGAAGCAAGGAAAAGGGAAGAAGGAAGGAGAGUCCUCCAGUUCCACAGACUGUGAAGAGAAAAACUAUGUGGGAUGUGCCACCACCUGGCUAUGAGGACAUAACACCUGUUAAAUACAAAGCUCUCCGAGCUGCUGGGCAAAUUGCCAUAACAGCACCUAUUGCUGGUGGAGCUGUACCUGCUGUUGCAUUGCCUCAAGGUGCCCAAAUGACAAGGCAGGCAAGAAGACUAUAUGUUGGUAACAUACCAUUUGGUAUUACGGAGGAAUUGAUGAUUGAUUUCUUCAACGCAAAAAUGAUAGAAGCUAAAUUAACAACACAACCUGGCAAUCCAGUUCUUGCUUGCCAAAUCAAUUUGGACAAAAACUUUGCCUUUCUUGAGUUUCGCAGUGUUGAGGAAACAACCCAGGCAAUGGCUUUUGAUGGGAUCAUGUUACAGGGCCAGGCUGUCAAAAUUCGAAGGCCUCAAGAUUACCAACCUAUUCCUGGUAUUUCAGAAUCAGCAACUGUUCACAUCCCUGGUGUUGUAUCUACUGUUGUGCCUGAUUCACCACACAAAGUGUUUAUUGGUGGACUUCCGAAUUAUCUCAACGAAGAUCAGGUGAAAGAGCUUCUCAGUUCCUUUGGCGAACUCAGGGCAUUCAACCUAGUAAAAGACAGUGCAACUGGUCUAUCCAAAGGCUAUGCGUUCUGUGAAUAUGUUGACCUGAGUCUCACAGAUGUUGCAAUUGCUGGCAUGAAUGGCAUGCAACUUGGUGAUAAGAAGCUCAUUGUACAGCGUGCUAGUGUUGGAGCCAAGCUUCCUGGAGCAAUGUCAGGAGUAUUCCCUGUUCAAGUACAAGUACAAGGAUUAGAUCUACAGGCAACAGGAAAUAACCCAACAACAGUGCUAUGUCUAAUGAACAUGGUCAGUGAUGAAGACCUUCUAGACGAUGAAGAGUUUGAUGAAAUUUAUGAAGAUAUACGUGAAGAAUGUUCUAAAUUUGGUAGAAUUAGAAGCAUGGAAAUACCUCGACCAGUUGAUGGAUACAAACUUCCCGGUGUUGGAAAGAUUUAUGUUGAAUACACAUCUCCAGCCGAAUCAAAUGCUGCCAGUGAUUCGCUUUCUGGACGAAAGUUUGCAAGUCGUGUUGUGGUGACAUCAUAUUAUGAUCCUGACAGAUAUGUGGCAAGGGACUUUUCAUAAAAAUACCUCUGGGGGGCAACUGGCCAUUAAGGAAAGAUGUUCAUUCCCUUUUAACUAUCGAAAAACUGCUUCAGUUGGCAUUGCCAUUCAUAUAACUGAAGGUGAACAUAGUUGCUACUGUAGGUACAAUAUUAAGCUGUAAUAGUUCUGAUUAUGAAGGUAUUGUUAACCAUAUUGUAUGUUGUAGUUAUCGUAACAUCAUUUUAUGAGCAAAAUCAACUUUCUUUCA
This is a messenger RNA of Rhopilema esculentum, 1703 nucleotides long. Its product is annotated as splicing factor U2AF 50 kDa subunit. Gene Ontology annotation, biological process: mRNA processing. Gene Ontology annotation, molecular function: RNA binding. Gene Ontology annotation, cellular component: nucleus. The record is from RefSeq and is a predicted model, not a curated record. Lineage: Eukaryota; Metazoa; Cnidaria; Scyphozoa; Rhizostomeae; Rhizostomatidae.